Messenger RNA from Erigeron canadensis, 1705 nucleotides. Its product is annotated as ACT domain-containing protein ACR8-like. The transcript has 7 exons. Lineage: Eukaryota; Viridiplantae; Streptophyta; Magnoliopsida; Asterales; Asteraceae. The record is from RefSeq and is a predicted model, not a curated record. Bases 150 to 1475 code for a protein of 441 amino acids.
UUUCGGUCUACCUUUCUCCAUUUAAAUACGAGUAGUUUCCAUUACAAACAUUUAACAUAUAUACUCCCCUUCAACGUCUUCAAGCACUCCCUCCUUAAACAUUUGUACAAAAAAAAAACAGGCAAAUAAUUACAAGCUAAGAAGCGAAGAUGAUGCAGAUGGAUCGAAGACCCUGUUUAGAUGAAUACGAAAAGCUUCUCGUUCGAAUGAACACUCCACGGGUAAUGACCGACAAUGCUAGCUGUGUUAACGCAACUCGUGUCAUGAUUGAUAGUGCAAGGAAAGAUGAAAUAUUGUUAGAAGCAGUUCAAGUUCUCACAGAUCUUAACCUAUGUAUCAAAAAAGGUUAUGUUUCCUCUGAUGGAAGGUGGAACAUGGAUGUUUUCCAUGUGACUGAUUUGGAUGGCAACAAAUUAACGGAUAACAGCAUCAUCAAUUGCAUUGAACAGUCUCUAUCUGUUCACAAUACAAGAUCAAAUCCCAUUGAUGGAACGACGGCACUAGAGUUAACUGGCACGGACAGAGUUGGUCUGUUAUCCGAAAUUUUUGCUGUGUUAUCAUAUCUCAAGUGUGACGUGGUAGAGUCCAAAGUUUGGACACAUAAUGGCCGAGUAGCGUCUCUCAUUUACUUAAAAGACAUGGAUACCGGAUGCCCAAUUGAGGAUGCUAAGAAAAUCAACACAAUUAGAGCCCGUUUAAGAAACGUCCUUAAAGGGGAUAUCAAUAUCAGAAGUGCAAAAACCUCAGUUGCAGUCACACACACGGAAAGAAGGCUUCACCAGAUGAUGUUUGCAGACCGUGAUUAUGCAAGAAAUUCGGUUUUAAAGAAAGAUGUGGGGAGUCUCCCUAUUGUUUCAGUUCAAAAUUGUCUAGAUAAGGGUUACUCGGUUCUAAACAUCCAAUCCAAGGACCGGCCCAAGCUUCUGUUCGAUGUUGUGUGCAGUUUGACAGACAUGCAUUAUGUCAUUUUUCAUGCUACUAUCAACACUACAGAAGAAGGCGCUCACCUGGAAUUCUUUAUUAAACACAUGGAUGGAACCCCAAUUAAUUCAGAAGCCGAAAAGGAACGAGUGGUUCUAUGCUUGUCAGCUGCCAUAGAAAGAAGAGCAACAGAGGGUGUAAGGCUUGAGCUGUGCAAGGCAGACAAACCAGGGCUAUUAGCUGAAGUGAUGCGGAUAUUCAGAGAAAACGCACUAAAUGUCAUACGAGCAGACAUAUCAACCACUGUGGGUAUGGCUCACAACAUGUUCUAUGUAACAGAUGCCAGUGGAAACCGGGUAGACUCAAAGGUGAUUGACUCGGUUCAACAAAGAAUCGGGAUGGUUGAGUUAAGAGUAAAGGAAUCACACCAUCAUCAGAAGAUAGACCAUCAAGAACAUUAUGCAAAUAGUCUUGGUGGAGCAGUUUUGGUGUCACUUGGGAGUUUGUUAAGGAGGAACCUAUACAAUUUAGGGUUGAUCAAAUCAUACUCUUGAAACAUAUGAAAAAGAGUGAGAUUUAUUUUGUUUAGCUUAUAUUUAGGGUGAAUGUGCUUUGUAAAUGAAAAGUGAAGAUUGUGAUUACUUAGGUUUUUUGUUUAUUUAGCAUAUAUAGGCCCUUUGGCCUUAUAGCAAUAGAUCAUGUAUAUAAAGUUAUACGAUAUAUAUAUGUAAUACGACUAUACGAGUCCUUGAUAAUUGUGAAAACCAUAGUUCAUAUUUGCACA